AUGAAAACUCCAGUCGAUAUGGCCCUAAACAUCUUGUCACCAAAUGCCAUGCAGGUGGCUAUGACCUUUGGGUUGUCAGGAAUAGCAUUCCAUUCAAGCAUCAGGAAUAUCGAGAUCGACAAUCGACUCGGGACCUUGUUCGUCGCUUAUUUGUUUACAUGGGCUUCUCUUGUGGGAAUUUAUGUGAAUUUAUUCGAUCUAAGCUUGCUACAUAGUGUUGCAACAGCUUCGUAUGCAGGCUUGUGUUUUAAUCUUGCGCUGGCGACCAGUAUCGGAGUUUAUAGACUGUUCUUUCACCGAUUACGAAACUUUCCAGGCCCCUGGGGCGCCAAACUCAGCCGUUUCUACGCGGUGAAUCUUGCAUCCAAGGGUCUGCAAUAUCACCUUCAGCUGGAAAAGUUGCACAAACAGCACGGUGACUUUAUCCGUACAGGUCCGCGUGAAAUUUCUAUAAAUCGUCCAUCAGCCGCUCAGGCAAUCCAUGGUCCCAAGUCACCCUGCCAUAAGUCUACUUUGUACAGCCAUGUCUCAGAUGAUGCGACCAAGAACUCAGUUCACACAAUGCGCGAUCCUGAGAUCCAUCGCCGCCGGCGUCGAGCUUGGGAUCGCGGAUUCAGCGUCAAAGCGAUGGCAAUGUAUGCCCCUCGAGUAAAGUCCAAAGUCGACUUGUUCAUUUCCCAGUUACGUACACGGGCUGGUCAGCCAGUUGAUAUCACCGAAUGGACUAUGUUCCUCACUUUCGAUGUCAUGGGCGUGGUUGGACUCGGUAAAGACUUCCAGCAGCUGCAAGAAGCUAAAGAGCAUAGUGCUAUUAAAGGACUACAUGAGCAAAUGGCGACGCUAGGGUUAUUGGCUCAUGUGCCAUGGUUCCUGUGCCUGUUGAGCUCAAUUCCUGGCUUGACUGGGAGCUAUGAGUCGUUCAUGGAUUAUUGUCACAACCAUGUUAAGGAAAAGGCAGCUAUAUGGGAAAAGACAGAUUCGCAGGAUCCUGCCGACAUUAUAUCUUGGUUGCUUAAGGCCUUCAAAGAUAAUGAUCCAUCUGCACCUCCCGGUGAACAGGCUUUGCAAGAAGAUGGCCGUGUCAUCAUCGUUGCAGGAAGCGAUACAACUGGCGCAACACUGGCGAACGUCCUUUAUUACCUUACAGUCAAUCCGUCUGUCUGCAAAAGACUCCAACGACAGCUCGAUAACCUAUUUCCCAAUGCUAGCGACUCGUUCACUUAUGAACAAGUGCGUAACAUUCCUUAUGUAGAUGCCAUCAUCAACGAAACUCUUCGACUCAAACCGGCUGUGCCUAGUGGCCAACCGCGGGUGACACCUCCUGAUGGUCUUUUAAUAGACGACGUUUGGAUUCCAGGCGACGUUCAUGUUAUUGUCCCCCAGUAUAUUCUUCAGCGAGACAAUAGGAAUUUCGUAGACGGGGACAAAUUUAUGCCUGAGAGAUGGCUAGCUGAAAAUAAAGGAGAAAUGAUUUUACACGAAGAAGCUUACUUUCCUUUCCAAAUCGGACAAUAUGGAUGUCCUGGAAAACCCCUCGCAUAUAUGACUCUCCGCUUUGCUAUUGUCUCUGUCGCAUUAAAUUUUGACCUUAGCCUCGCUCCGGGGGAGGAUGGCGUGAAAUUCGAUCAAGGAGCUAAAGAUACGUUUACUUUGACGUUAUCUCCGCUGCAGGUGAUAUUUAACGAGCGUGUCAAGGCCUGAAUCUAUGCGGCUAAGUAACGACCACUAUGGAGCUAUGUUAAUAUGAUGAUAAGAAAGGUACAUGCAGAGGCUCAUUCACUCUUUGAAUUUAGCCAAUCCUGCUGUACGAGUUUCAAUUGAGAUGAUAUUGGAUACAAGCUACUUUUCUGUGAUUUUACAAUCCAAGGCUCCGUAUUCAUUCCCCGGGCUUGUCUUAU
This is a messenger RNA of Paecilomyces variotii, 1898 nucleotides long. Its product is annotated as putative cytochrome P450. Bases 1 to 1701 code for a protein of 566 amino acids. Lineage: Eukaryota; Fungi; Ascomycota; Eurotiomycetes; Eurotiales; Thermoascaceae. Gene Ontology annotation, molecular function: iron ion binding; heme binding; monooxygenase activity. The transcript has 6 exons. The record is from RefSeq and is a predicted model, not a curated record.